AUGCUCAUCACUUUAUUCCCAGUCCUCCUCUGGUUUAUAGCCCUAGCGUCUGCCGCUCAGGUUUCCGGAAUUUUCACGGGCAUAAAUUCCAUCACUCCUGGAGACAAGGCCUGGCCCAAAUACCCGUCAUGGACUGCGUCAAUCGCAUGGAAAAUGGAUGCUUCCAAAGUGAAGGCCGGCGAUACGUUCAAAUUGGAAAUGCCCUAUGUUUUCAAAUUCACCACCUCCUCAUCCAGCAUUCUGUUAACUGCUGGAGGGAAGACCUUUGCCACAUGUUCCUUGACGUCGGGCGAGAACUUGCUUGCAUACUCAGAAAUCGAUUGUACGGCGCUGCUGGCCAUUACGUCUGUGCAAAGUGCCUCUGGAACGUUUUCGGUCACUUUCACUUUCAGCUCGGGAGCCACCGACGAAAAAUUGGAUCUCGAGGCCGCGGCGCACUGGAAAGCGGGCGCCAAUACCGUCUCCUUCAAUGAUGGCACCAACACCAUCUCCACCACAGUGAACAUGGCUGCCGGUGCCACCUAUUUUGGCUCCGGACAUGGAUCGGGCGCCCAUGGCGGCAGAACGCUCCCAUCUUUGAACAAACUUGAAAUGUAUUUUCUCGACGCAUCGUCUUCGAGAACCCGGUCUGGGUCGCUUUCGCUUCUGGUGGCGCUGAACACGCCAUUGGACUGCUCGUCAUCCAAGGCUUUUCUCACCACAAAGGUCAAUGCCUGGGAAUUCCCAGAGAACUCCUUCGAUUCCGUCCAGGGAGCCACUUUCAACUUCAAGUGCUCUUCUCUGAGAAUAGAUGUCACCUACACCAAUUUGCCGGCGCAGUACACGCCGUACAUCGAGGCGUACAGUGUCAUUCCCGUGUCCAACAUCUUCACGGUGGCAUACCGGCUGUCGGACCAGUACAACCCCAACCGCAUCACCGUUGACAAUUACCAAUUCGCUGUGUACUCGAACCAGCAGCCUCUGGGCGAUGGAAGCUACAUAGAUAUCGAGCUCACCACCAUCACCAGAGACGACAUUACUCGAACCUCCCUUACUACUGCCACAGGCUCUGGAACAAACACCAUUGAGGUCUAUGUUCCCCGAGAGUCCACCACCACAACCCUCACCAACAGUGUCAGUACGAGCAAGACCUCCACUGUGACAGGUUCGGAUGGUGUCGCUACGGUCAUUGUGAAUGUGCCCACGCCAACGGUUUCCACCACCAAAACGUACUCUGGCUCGAUGAAAACGACAUCGACAUAUACUUCCAGCGGAACUGUUUAUGUGGAGGUGGAUGUGCCUACUGCAACGCUGUCUAAGACAGUGACUUACUCAGACUCAACUUCGAGGACAACCACUUAUACGUCUGACGGAACAGUAAUUGUUGAAGUUGACGUGCCUACUCCAACUCUGUCCAAAACAUUAACUUACUCAGGAUCGAAUUCUAGAACGACCACUUAUACGUCUGGUGGUACUGUAAUAGUGGAGGUGGAUGUGCCUACUGCAACGCUGUCUAAGACACUAACAUACUCGGACUCCACUUCGAGGACAACUACUUUUACCUCCGGUGGUACUGUAAUAGUUGAAGUUGAUGUGCCGACUCCGACGCUGUCCAAAACAUUAACGUACUCAGACUCGACUUCGAGAACAACUACUUAUACGUCCGGCGGAACAGUAAUUGUUGAAGUUGAUGUGCCUACUCCCACGCUGUCCAAAACAUCAACUUACUCUGGUUCCAUUUCCAGAACAACCACUUUUACCUCUGGUGGUACCGUAAUAGUUGAAGUGGAUGUUCCCACCCCGACACUGUCUAGAACGCAGACGUAUCUAGAUUCCACCACCAGAACCACAACAUACACUUCCGGCGGCACAGUCGUGGUGGAGGUGGAUGUGCCGAUCCCAACACAGACCACUACAGUAACCAGAGGCACUGUCUCGUUUACUACAACCCGCACGGCUUCUCCAGGUGGAACAGCUACUGUCGAAAUUGAUGUCCCAACUUCUACAACCACGAAAACAGCUACUUGGACAGGGGCUACCGCAACCACCAAAACCUCGACGUCUGACGGCACUGUAGUUGUGGAAAUCGACGUGCCAAUUCCUACUGUAACUACCACGAUUACUAGAGGCACCGUUCUGUUCACAACUACACGCACUGCUUCUCCAGGCGGCACUGCCACCGUUGAAAUUGAUGUGCCAACUUCUACAAUCACAAAGACAGUCACAUGGACAGGUGCAAGCACCAAUACUUCCACGUACACUUCUGAUGGAACUGUCGUGGUUGAAGUCGAUGUUCCCAUUCCUACCCAAACAACCACAGUCACCAGAGGUACCGUUCUGUUCACAACUACACAUACUGCUUCGCCUGGUGGCACUGCAACGGUUGAAGUCGAUGUUCCGACGUCCUCUACUACCAAAACGGCUACGUGGACUGGAUCGACCACUAACACCACCACCUUCACUUCUGGUGGAACAGUGGUGGUUGAAAUCGAUGUUCCCAUUCCUACCCAAACAACCACAGUCACCAGAGGCACUGUCUUGUUCACAACCACCCAUACAGCUUCACCAGGAGGAACUGCCACCAUUGAGAUCGACGUUCCAACAUCUACAAUCACCAAGACUGUUACUUGGACGGGUUCUGCUACAAACACUUCUACAUACACUUCCGAUGGGACAGUUGUUGUUCAAGUGGAUGUUCCGAUCCCUACCCAAACCACCACAAUUACGAGUGGCACUGUCUUGUUCACGACUACGCAUACGGCAUCUCCAGGUGGAACUGCCACCGUUGAAAUUGAUGUGCCAACGUCUACAAUCUCAAAGACUGUCACUUGGACAAGAGCUUCCACCAAUACUUCUACGUACACUUCAGAUGGAACGGUUGUUGUCGAAGUGGGUGUUCCUGUUCCUACGGUGACAACCACCAGAACUUAUACUGGUGCAGAGACUACUACAAUUACUCAUGAUGGAACUCCAGGCGAAACUGCAACAGUGGAGGUUGAGAUUCCUAUCCCGACUGUUACAUCUACAAUUUCCUAUGACGGAAGCGUGGUUUCGUAUCUGACCAAGACUGCCUCUAUUGGAGAAACGGCUGUGGUGGUGAUUAAAGUUCCAGAAUCUGUUUCGUUCACCACUAAAACAGGCAGCGACCAAACCACUCGUACGAGAUCUUACACUCUGGAUGGAACGCUUAUCAUUGAAAUUGAUAUCCCCACUCAAACAAGUGAAACUACCAGAACCUGGACCGCAUCAACUUCUAGAACCUCCACUUACACGACUGGCGGUACAGUGGUCAUCGAGGUAGAUGUGCCAAUUCCUACUGAAACUACCACGAUUACUAGAGGCACUGUUCUGUUCACAACUACACAUACUGCUUCACCUGGUGGUACUGCUACAGUUGAAGUGGAUGUACCGACUUCCUCUGUCACCAAGACGGUAACCUGGACGGGAUCAACCUCUAAUACUUCUACAUACACUUCUGAUGGUACUGUGGUUGUGGAGAUCGAUGUUCCAAUCCCUACUCGGACAACCACUAUAACGAGUGGCACUGCUUUGUUCACUACAACGCAUACAGCCUCCCCUGGAGAAACUGCGAUUGUUGAAGUCGAUGUGCCAACUUCGACAAUCACCAAGACGGUGACUUGGACAGGAUCCGCUACAAACACCUCGACAUACACUUCAGAUGGGACUGUUGUGGUUGAAAUCGAUGUGCCCAUUCCGACACAAACCACCACAGUUACAAGUGGCACUGCUUUGUUCACAACGACUCAUACCGCUUCACCAGGCGGAACGGCAAUCGUUGAAGUCGACGUUCCGACAUCUACAAUCACCCAGACUGUGACUUGGACAGGAUCCGCUACAAACACUUCGACAUAUACUUCAGAUGGAACUGUCGUUGUGGAAAUUGAUGUACCGAUUCCAACAGAAACCACUACGAUUACCAGCGGCAGUGUCUUAUUUACGACUACCCAUACUGCUUCCCCAGGCGGAACUGCAGUCGUAGAAGUGGACGUGCCUACUUCCACCGUCACCAAGACUGUUACUUGGACAGGGCCUUCUACGAAUACUUCUACGUACACUUCAGAUGGGACAGUUGUCGUGGAAAUCGAUGUGCCAAUUCCAACCAAUACUGCUACUGUUACACGAGGAAGUGUUUCGUUUACGACUACGCAUACGGCUUCUCCGGGAGGCACUGCCACCAUUGAAAUUGAUGUACCAACUUCUACCAUCACCAAGACAAUUACUUGGACGGGAUCAAGCACCAACACUUCCACUUACACUUCUGAUGGAACUAUCGUGGUUGAAAUCGAUGUUCCCAUUCCUACUCAAACCACCACCAUUACCAGUGGAACGGUCUUGUUCACGACUACGCAUACUGCUUCCCCGGGUGGAACCGCUACUAUCGAAAUUGACGUUCCUACUUCUACCAUCUCCAAAACUGUUACUUGGACGGGUUCCUCAACGAACACUUCCACAUAUACAUCAGAUGGAACUGUCGUGGUUGAAAUUGAUGUUCCAAUUCCUACUCAAACCACAACGAUUACCAGUGGCACUGUCUUGUUCACAACAACUCAUACAGCUUCCCCAGGAGGCACUGCCACCGUUGAAAUUGAUGUGCCAACGUCUACAAUCUCAAAGACUGUCACUUGGACAGGAGUUUCUACCAAUACUUCUACCUACACAACUGAUGGAACGGUUGUGGUUGAGAUCGAUGUUCCCGUUCCUACAGUGACAACUACCAGAACAUAUACUGGUGCAGAAACAACCACAAUUACUCAUGAUGGAACUCCAGGCGAAACUGCAACAGUGGAGGUUGAGAUUCCUAUUCCCACUGUUACAUCGACAGUUUCAUAUGACGGAACUGCGGUUUCUUAUCUGACGAAAACUGCUUCCAUCGGGGAAACUGCAGUGGUGGUGAUCAAUGUUCCGGAAUCUGUUUCGUUUACUACCAAGACUGUCAGUGAUCAAACCACUCGCACGAGAUCUUACACUCUGGAUGGAACACUCAUCAUUGAGAUCGAUGUUCCAACUUCUACAAUCACGAAGACUGCUACAUGGACGGGAUCAAGCACCAACACAUCUACAUACACUUCCGAUGGAACUGUGGUUGUUGAAAUCGAUGUUCCAAUUCCAACAGAAACCACAACCAUUACCAGCGGUUCAGUAUUGUUCACGACUACACAUACUGCUUCGCCUGGUGGAACUGCAACAGUCGAAGUAGAUGUUCCUACCUCAUCCAUUACGAAAACUGCCACCUGGACCGGAUCGACUACCAAUACUACCACAUACACUUCUGACGGCACUGUUGUCGUGGAAAUUGAUGUUCCAGUCCCAACAGAAACUACCACAAUCACCAGUGGCAGUGUCUUGUUCACAACUACGCAUACCGCCUCUCCUGGUGGAACCGCCAUUGUUGAAGUGGACGUUCCAACUUCUACAAUCACAAAGACAGUCACAUGGACUGGUUCAUCCACAAAUACUUCUACCUACACUUCAGAUGGAACUGUCGUGGUUGAGGUCGAUGUGCCCAUUCCAACCGAAACCACUUCAAUCACUAGUGGAACGGCAUUGUUCACGACAACCCAAACUGCCUCUCCUGGUGGAACUGCAAUCAUCGAAGUUGGUGUGCCUACAUCUUCAAUCACCAAGACUGUCACUUGGACAGGAGUUUCUACCAAUACUUCUACCUACACAACUGAUGGAACGGUUGUGGUUGAGAUCGAUGUUCCUGUUCCUACAGUGACAACAUCAAGAACUUAUACUGGUGCAGAGACAACCACAAUCACUCAUGAUGGAACUCCAGGCGAAACUGCUACUGUAGAAGUGGAAAUUCCCAUCCCCACCAUCACAUCCACGGUUUCAUAUGACGGAACUGUUGUUUCUUAUCUGACGAAAACUGCUUCCAUCGGGGAAACUGCAGUGGUGGUUGUCAAUGUUCCAGAAUCUGUUUCGUUCACUACUAUAACAGGCAGUGACCAGACUACCCGCACAAGAUCUUACACUUUAGAUGGAACAUAUGUCAUUAUAAUUGAGGUUCCUACUUCCACAAUUACCAAGACGGCUACGUGGACAGGCUCUUCCACAAACACAUCCACAUACACUUCUGAUGGCACUGUUGUUGUCGAGGUUGAUGUUCCAAUUCCGACAGAAACUGUUACAGUGACUAGUGGUAGUGUUCCAUUCACGACUACUCACUCUGCAUCUCCAGGCGGAACUGCAACUGUUGAAGUCGGAGUUCCUACCUCCACCAUCACCAAAACUGCAACAUGGACUGGCUCGACAACCAGUAAUGCCACUUACACUACUAACGGCACCGUUGUGGUUGAAAUAGAUGUUCCUGUCCCAACACAAACAGUGACGAUUACUUCUGGUACCGUUUUGGCAACUACCACACUAGCUGCUGUUCCAGGAUCUACAGCUGUGGUUCAUAUUUUGGUACCAUCAGUGGACACAGAUUCCACUUGGUCUAGUGUGUCGUCUACUGAAAUUGACGUUUCUUCAAGUAGCUUUUCGGAAACGUCCGCCUCUGCAUCGGAAAGCACUUAUGUUCUGUCUGUUGCAUCUUCAACCAACACUGACGCUUCUUCCAACACUCAACUAUCAGCAUCUGCAUCACAAUCUGGAAGCACAUUGGCUUCGCUGUCCAGUGGACCCAGCUCCUCCUUCCAUUCUUUCAACUUCCAAAAUAGCUCUGUCCCAUACCGUUCUGUGACCCCAUCUGCUACAAUUGUUUCUACAGAUAUUACUUCAGACGUUUCUACAGAUAUUUCUUCAGACGUUUCUACAGAUAUCUCUUCACAUGAUUCGUCUACAGAUGUCUCGUCCACAAUUGAUCCAUAUGUUUCCGCUACAGACGCAUCGUCGAUUGUUUCACCCACAGCUGUUUCCACAGUUGCCUCAUCCACGACUGAUCCAUCCACAGAUGCUUCUACGAACGUUCCGUCUGUUGAUGCAUCCUCAGACAUUUCCACAGAAGUUUCUACAGGUCUAUCAGCAACAAUUGUUUCGUCCACAGAUGCAUCAAGAGACCCUGCUUCUGCAGACAUUUCCUCUGGUUAUGUGUCAACCGACCCUGCCUCCACAGAUUUGUCCUCUACAUAUAUGUCUGCAGAUCCUCCGCCUACAGAUGCCUCGUACACGGAUGUUACUUCUGCGGAUGCUACAUCUACGGAUGUUACUUCUGCGGAUGCUACAUCUACGGAUGUUACUUCUGCGGAUGCUACAUCUACGGAUGUUACUUCUACGGAUGUUACAUCUGCAGCUUCGUCUACGGAUGUUGCGUCUACGGACCUUUCUGAUACUGUCGUUUCCUCUGCAACUCCAUCAGCUGACCCGUCUGCUUCUACAACUGAUACGUCCACAGAAAACCUAUCGCUGUUGCCAAGAGCAUCUCAGAGUGGGCCAAGCAGUUCGCUUACUAGUGGAACAUUGCUGGUGGAAUCAGAUUUGCCCGCUUCUUCUAAUACAGCAACAGUUUACCCGUCCACCAAAGAUCCAGUUUCUUAUGUUACUGGAUCUUCAGAAACCCAAGAUUCAAAUCUGGGAGAGCAGACGUCUGUGCCACAAGUGUCUUCGUCCAGUGACAUGCAUCCUACGUCCACUGUAUUCCCAGUUAUUCCUCCGGGACCAGGGAGCGAUACUGGAUCGAACGGUUCUGGGUCUAAUGGAUCUGGGUCUGAUGGGUCUGGAUCAAACGGAUCUGGGUCUAGUGGGUCUGGAUCUGAUGGAUCAGGAUCUAAUGGAUCAGGAUCUGGGUCUAGUGGGUCUGGAUCUGAUGGAUCAGGAUCUAAUGGGUCUGGAUCAGGAUCUAAUGGAUCAGGAUCAGGGUCUAAUGGAUCUGGACCAAACGGGUCUGGAUCAAACGGGUCUGGAUCAGGAUCUAAUGGAUCAGGAUCAGGAUCAAACGGUUCUGGAAGUGCUGGAACAGAUGGAUCUAGCGGUGCUGGCUCCAAUUCAAACGGCUCCGGUUCUGGCUCCGGCACAGGAUCGGGUUCAGAAGGAAAUAACGGACCACAAAGUCCUGGUGGUUCCAACAAUGGCUCUGGGUCCAACAAUGGUUCGGACACUGGGUCUAAUGGAAACGAACUGAACGAAGGAUCGGGCGACUCAAACACCAACGGGUCCAACGCCAACACCAACACAAACGCCAACUCCAACGCCAACCCUGGCCCUGCUUCCGCCAACGCCUCGAACCAGGGCGCCGCCUCGAACCAGGCCCGCCCCACGUCCUGGUCCUAUGUCUACGCGCCCUCCGCGUCCGCGCCCAGCGCGUCGGCCACGGGAUCCAGACCGCCUGUCGUCACUGGCGUUUCCGGCGCGACUUCGCCGACAUGGGCCAUGGCCGUCUUGGCCAGUGUGCUUGCAUGCGGCCUCCUAUUCUAA
This is a messenger RNA of Clavispora lusitaniae ATCC 42720, 8358 nucleotides long. RefSeq lists its product as uncharacterized. Gene Ontology annotation, biological process: cell-cell adhesion. The record is from RefSeq and is a predicted model, not a curated record. Gene Ontology annotation, molecular function: cell adhesion molecule binding. Gene Ontology annotation, cellular component: fungal-type cell wall. Lineage: Eukaryota; Fungi; Ascomycota; Pichiomycetes; Serinales; Metschnikowiaceae.